UCUAUCUAUCUAUCUAUCUAUCUAUCUAUCUAUCUAUCUAUCUAUCUAUCUAUCUAUCUAUCUAUCUAUUCUUUGAUAACAUCCCCAAAUUUAAUUAAUUUUGAACUUGCUUAAUUUUUAUUUGUGCUCAGAGAAAAUACAAGGACCAAUUGUAAAUUCACCUAAGCCAAUUAUGUUGCUUUGGGUUAAUUCAUUUCAGUAUUUCUGCGUAACCAUCCCGUAUUUGUCAAAGAUUAUUUAUGCAUUUAUCGUUUGAAGACCUCCCAAUUAGACUUAGAGACUGCUCCAAGGUUCGAUUACCGUAGGUUACGUGCGUGCACACAUUAAAGCACACUAGACACACAUGCAGCGUAAAUUGAUUGCAUUGUUUCCGAAGUCGCACAUUUUUGGGAAAGCACCGACACACUGUAGGGUCGAUCCUUUGAUUAGAUCUCCACUGAAGCGGGCUUGAGGGGAACCAAAAGAGAGCACUUUACUCUGGAUGAAAAGAUAAGCGUCUGAAGGCGGGACCGCGAUCUUGUCAAGUUUUCUUUCAAAGACUCAGUAAUUACCCUUUGGACCUCUAAUGGCUGAUAACAGGGCCGCCCUGGUCAUUGAUCGGCGACUCUACUACUAUUAAAGGCGCACUCGAGACGCUCUGCGGGAAAACAAGUGGGAUGAACACGUCUCAAACUAGUCCUCCAACUAUGUCACAUAAAUCAUGGAUUGAGGCAACAUUCUCCAAGAGAGAUUGUGUGAAGUUUAUCCCCUCCUCCCGAGAUCUACACAGAUGCAUUCCAGUAUUGCAAGUUUGCCAAAGCUUGAUAAGGUGUUGUUGUGGUCGUCUAGUGGCGGAACACUCUUGGCAAAAGGCACCUCCCUCCACAGUCAUCUUUCCUGAUCCUGAACAGAAUGUACCAGAGGACUGGUCCUUGGAGCUACACACUCGAGCCAGUCCCACCAAUGCGUAUGGGACCAUCGACUUUCAGGACAGUGCAACACGUGGCUGUCGGGCCAAGUUUGUGCGCAUGUCCGUGGACUCGAAGCCAGAGGCGCUGCUCCAACUGAUGUUGAGGGAAUGGCAGAUGGAUAGACCGAAGGUCCUAUUUUCUGUCCAUGGAGGAUCUGAGAACUUCACCCUGACCCCCAAAGUCAAGCAAGCCUUCACUAAAGGCCUGAUCACUGCGGCCCGCAGCACAGGGGCUUGGAUACUUACUGAUGGUAUUAAUACUGGUGUGUCCAAGUAUGUGGGUGAGGCAGUGAAAACCUUUGGUGGCCACAACCUGAGGAAGAGGAACACAGUUGGGGUCACACCUUGGGGAGUGAUAGACAACAACACAAACCUUAUAGGAAGAGAUGUUUUCAGGCCUUACCAGCCACUGGGGAACCCUUUGAGCAAGAGAGCCGAUCUGAACAGUUUCCACUCCCACUUUCUACUGGUGGAUGAUGGAACUUUAGGAAAAUAUGGUUGUCAAGAAGGAUUCAGGAAGAAGCUGGAGAAACACAUUCAACUGCUGAAGAUCCACCCUCGAUUUAACCAAAGAGUGCCAAUGGUGUGUGUGAUAGUAGAAGGAGGCCCUGCCAUUGUUUCCACAGUGCUGGACUAUGUCAGUAAUAACCCCCCUGUACCAGUCUUCGUGUUUGAGGGAUCUGGAAGGGCUGCGGACCUGUUUGCCUUUUUACAUAAGCACUCUGAUAGUGACAGGCAGUUAGAUGCAGACAUUAAAGAGGGUUUCCUUUUAAGGAUUGGAGAGGUGUUUGGAGUCGACAGAAAGGAAGCGUCUUGCCUUUGCGCUCUCCUCCUGGAAUGUAUGGAUCACAGACAAUCUAUAACCAUCUUUGAUUCAGAGUCAGAGGACCACAUGGCCCCAGAUGCCGCCAUUUUGAACACUAUUCUCAAGGGCACAAAGUCAAGUGCUGAAGAGCAGCUGAGUAUGACUCUAGCCUGGGACAGGGCUGACAUUGCACAGAAAAGCGUUCUGGUGUAUGGACAACAUUGGCCGGUGGGUUCAUUGGAACAGGCCAUGCUGGAUGCUUUGGUGAUGGACCGCGUCAGUUUUGUCAAAUUGCUGAUUGACAAUGGAAUGACUAUGAGUCACUUCCUCACCGUGGAUCGCCUGGAGGAACUUUAUAACAUGCCUCAAGGACAGACUGACCAUUUUCUUCAUCACCUUGUUGAGGAUGUGAAACAGACCUCUCUACCUCCAGGAUACCGGCUGUCUCUCAUUGACAUGGGCUUAGUCAUAGAAUACCUCAUCGGAGGAGCGUACCGCAGCACCUAUACACGCAAACACUUCAGAACUGCCUACAAUAGACUAAACUCUCAACGAAGGGGAAAUCCUCAGGAACCGCAUUUCUUUCGAACUGCUCAGCCUUACAAACGGAGGGCAAGUCCUCAGGAACCGCAUUUCUUUCGAACUGCUCAGCCUUACAAACGGAAGGACCAGAACGUGCCACGUACUACCAGUGUAAUGGCUGUAUGGAGUACCGGACUUUGUGAAGCACCACUGGCUUUUUCUUUCAACUUUAAUGAUGUCUUUGUGUGGGCCGUGCUUCAGCAGCGCCAACAGAUGGCGCUGUUCCUGUGGCAACAUGGCGAAGAGGCUCUUGCUCGGGCCACAGUAGCUUGCAAGCUUUACCGCUCUAUGGCCUUUAAGGCACGGCAAAGCAGCAUGGAUGAUUACAUUGCGGAGCAAUUCAAAGCAUAUUCACUUGAAUUUGGGCAGCUGGCAGUGAAUGUUUUAGACUGCGCAUUUCGUCAGAAUGAGAAGAUGGCAAUGAAGCUGCUCACUUCUGAGAUGGACGCAUGGAGCCACUUUACCAGCCUGCAAAUUGCAGUUUCCUCAUGUCACAGACCUUUUGUUUCGCACUCUUGUACUCAGUCCCUCCUCACUGAUCUCUGGACCGGUCCACUCAACAUGAGAAAAAACUCACAUUUAAAGAUCAUUUUGAGCCUUCUCCUGCCUCCUGCCAUUCUGCUUUUGGAAUUCAAAAGUAAAGCUGAAAUGUGUCAUGUUCCCCAGUCUCAUGAGGCAAUUCUGUUUGGACGUGACACUCUUAAGACAGGAGUAAGGCAUGAUAAAACCGAUCACAUGGCUAACCAGGAUGCAGAGCAUGGGCUGCCAUCCCAGGGCCGAUCUCGUGUUUCAGGGUCUGAAGAUCUUUUUCCAAUCACUUUGUGUACUGUGUCCUGGAUCACAAGACUUUAUGAAUUCUACACAGCUCCUGUUGUUAAAUUCUGGUUCCAUACAAUGUCAUACCUUGCCUUCCUGAUGUUAUUCUCCUACACCAUCUUAGUGAAGAUGGACGAUCAACCAGGUGUUCAGGAGUGGUUGGUCAUCUUAUAUAUAUUGACCACAGCAGUGGAGAAAACCAGAGAAGUGUUAAUGUCAGAACCAAGGAAACUGAGUCACAAACUGAAGAUUUGGUUCUCAGAGUACUGGAAUGUAUCUGACUUCAUUGCCAUCGUCAUCUUCCUGUUUGCUCUGGUGAUGCGUUGGCAUGCCGACCCAUACCGGACCGUCGGACGGAUCGCCUACUGUCUGGACAUUAUAUUUUGGUUCGUCAGGGUGAUGGAUCUUCUGGCUGUCAAUCAGCAUGCCGGUCCCUACCUCACAAUGAUUACCAAAAUGACCUCGAACAUGUUCUUUAUCGUGGUGAUGAUGGCAAUUGUACUGCUCAGUUUUGGGGUAUCGAGGAAGGCCAUCCUGUCACCAGAUGAAGACCCAUCGUGGAGUUUAGCUCGUGACGUGGUGUUCCAGCCAUACUGGAUGAUCUAUGGAGAGGUCUACGCAUCAGAAAUAGAUCCUUGUGAUGAUGGUCAUCCAUGUGCUCCUGCUUCCUUUCUCACGGCAUUCCUUCAAGCCGUCUACAUGUUUUUUCAGUACAUCAUCAUGGUCAACAUUCUCAUUGCAUUUUUUAACAAUAUUUACUUUGAUAUGGCAUCAACAUCCAAUAAAUUGUGGAAGUACAACCGCUACCGAUACAUAAUGACCUAUCUGGACAGACCUUGGCUGCCUCCACCCCUAAUUCUCCUCAGUCACGUGAGUUUUGCUUUGCGAGCCAUUUACAAGCGACUUAAUGGAAAUGCUGAGGGAGAUGAAAGAAGCUCUGGACUUAAGCUCUAUUUAGCCCGUGAUGACCGCAAAAAACUCCACGAAUUUGAGGAGAAAUGUGUACAGGCGUACCUCUAUGAGAAGAAUCAAGAUCUCUACAGCAGUCAGAUGAACAGAAUCGGAGUCACAGCUGACAGAGCAGAAGAAAUGUGCACGAUGGUGGGUGAAGUCUCAGAGAAGGUCAACAUCAUUCAGGACAGUCUUACUAAGCUGGACUCUCAGCUGGGUGAACUCCAGGACUUGUCAGCGCUGGCUGUGGACACACUGACCCUGCUCUCUGCCUCUGACAAUCUGCAUCAAGAGGAGGCUCGCCUGGCUCAGUCCCGACUGAUCCAAACAUCCCAACAUGCCCUCCCACACAGCUGGACUCUGCACCGAAGCGGUGUGGCUAAUAUGAGACGACUGACGUGCAAGCGUUUUAGAAGUACUCCACCUUCGUUGGUCAAAGGCUACAUUCUUCGACAUGCGCCACAGGAGUCCCACCUGGGAAUCAGAGGGAGCAGAGGAGAGCGAGAAGGACAGAUGGAAGAGGGAGAAAAUGAGUUGCCUGAUGCUCACCAUGCGAGUGAGUUGUGUGCGGGUGUCUCUCGGGAUGCAUCGCCCUCAACAGUUCUGCACCUUCAUGGAGUGGGAAGCCAUCUUAGUGGUUUCAGUGAUCAGACACCGUAUGAGUCACGUGGACCAUCUCGCUGUGGGUCUCCUCUUUUUUUCGAUUUUGCUGACAGAGGACUGGAUACACCACAUAAACCCUGGAGCUGUGAUGCGCACCUGUACCCAAAUUGUGAGGAAAUUGAUAUGGAAGAGGAGGAAGAACAAGGCAGCGGUGAUGAAAAAAAAGAACAGAAAGAGCCAAUGCACGAAGAUCUCUCCGAUUUAGAAGAAUCCAAAUCUACAAGCAAUGUUCUUCUUUCUGACCCUGGAAACAUCUCUCAGGAUUUCAAAAAUGGUACCUUGCGCCAGGAUGUAAGCCAACUGAAUUCCCAGAACAGAACUUUUGUCAAAUCUCCAGGGUCGGCCUAUCUGUCGAGAGACCGCCCUUAUGGCUACUGCCGGUCUUUAUCAACCAGUGUGGAGGAUAUGACUUUCUUUGGGGCAUUACCGAUUUCAAGGGGUGCAUCAUUUCCUUACCUUAACGAAACACCGAACAAGCAAGAUGGUAAAAGAAGUUUCAGAGAUGACACAUCAUUAAAAUGGAGCAGAACCAGAGAGUUGUCCAAGUCAUCUGACUUUACCCAAACCAUGACCAGAAGAAGAACCCCAAAAAGGAAGACUGUUAAAAUACAAGAGAGCAGCCCUGACAACGGAACCAUGGACACAUUUUUGUCUGAUGCUUGCUGGAACAGGUGGCGAAGGUUGAAAGGAGAACCUGCAUGUUGGUCAGCUUCAACGAGCCUCAGUCAGCUUAAUUUUGAGCCCUUGGAUUUGCAGAAGCAAGUUUUCUCUCAUCAGGAUGUUUUGAGCCCGACUCAUUCAGCAUGGAACAGCUGGUCCAGAUCAGUGAGCCGCAGAUCUUCGUUGCAGAGUGGUUUCACUGCUGAAGGAAGUUCCUUAUUCCAAUCAACGGAUAUGUUGUAUCCACAUUAUUCAGCCAUGGAAAGAAACAAUCUGAUGAGACUCGCUCAAACGAUCCCAUUUACUCCCGUUUCCAUUCUAGGUGGUGAGGAGGUGAGCCUUUACUCCCUGGAGGAAGUUCACUCAGAGGCUGACCCUGAAUCCAGCACAGUGUCAUCAUGGUCUUCACGAGGCUUGUCUGCAAUGCUUCAACCUCUCCCGAGUGAAGAGGGAUCACUGGAUGGGGGCCUGCGGCGGGGCCGCAGGGUGUUAUGCACCUGGGCCGAACGGGAUGUCCUCAUACCUGGAAUGGUGUAUGUGGUUAAAGCCUUCAGACCAGAGGUUCUGUCUGCCUGGCAGAAAUACUUUCACGGUAGCACAGCAUUGCAGCUUUGUUUGAGGGAGAUUCAACAGCAGAGGGCAGCACAAAGGAUGAUGCAAGUUUUCAACCAGAUCAAACCCGCUAGCAUUAAACAUUCACCAAAAUUUCUGGACGUAUCAUUGGUCCUUUGGCAUUCGAAUGGCCAGUGGCUGACCAUUGAAAGGAACAUGUCUGGUAACUUCCAAAAGUACAACAACAACACAGGAGAGGAGAUCACACCUUCCUCUUCACUGGAAGAGCUGCUCCUGGCCUUCUCACACUGGACCUAUGAGUACUCAUGCACAGAACUGCUGGUGCUUGAUGUACAAGGAGUAGGAGAGGAGCUGACCGACCCAACAGUCAUUAUGGCAGAAAUGCACAGUAGCGGCAGGCGUGAGAUGCUGUUUGGCCCCGACAACCUUGGAGAUUCUGCCAUCAACGCGUUUCUGCAAAAGCACUCAUGCGGUGCUUGCUGCCACGCGUUGGGCCUCUCAGCUUUAAGAAGGCAUCUGGACACAUGCAAGAAAAGCAGUGAGGCACAGCCUGCGCCAGGGGAAACGGAACAAGAGGAUGAGAGGGGAAAAAAACGUCUCGGCUAAAAGCAUCACGCUACCUGUGGCCUGUGAAGUAGGACUAAAAGGACACGCUUACAUUGCAGCUCAUGCACAGACAACUCUGAACUCAUGCUGUCCUCUGAGAAAAUAUUGACUGACUCCUGCAUCAGGCCAUACAUACGCACUCUGUCAUACAGCAGAGAAAACGAGUUGAAUUUGUGACCGAAACACACUCGGAUCCAUUUCAAGUAUCGUAUGCGUCAUGUAUAUGCUCAUACAUUAUUUUUGUUCAUACUGUAAAAAAAAACAAAUUAUAAGCAGGUGGAAGAAUCUAUCUGCGCUGCUUUUGUAACACGCUCGUUCAAUUAUGUCACCAGACAUGAGCAGUUAUGCAAGUGCUUUGUUCAAAUACAUACUCGUUUUGUACAGAAAGGCAAAAAAAUGAGGCCGAGUUUCACCCAUAAAAUUUAUUGAAUUUUUUUUUUCUUCCCACAACAAAAUGUCUACAAAAGCGAUAAAAUAUAGAAUUUAACAAAAAUCACUUGAAACCUUCACAUUAUAUGUACACAUAUCAAAGGAGGACUCGGUAAAGGGCCCUGCAUAGCUCUGAACUUCAGCCCAUUCUAAUCCGUAAUGUGGGUGUCUGCGGCGCAAAUAAAUGCAAAUUUAUACAUGCAUACACACGCGCGCAUAAGAUCAUUGUAAUGUGAAAAAGAAACUGUUUGCACAGAGGAGCUCAUCGUGGAUUGAUAGUCAGAGCUCAGAGUCCUGCAGAGUCCUAUAUGUCCAAAUAAAGAAAGCAUAGCAUGUAAAAACUGUUUGCCAGUGUAAUCAAAUGCACAUUUUCCUUGAGUUUCCCGAUUGGUUUUUCAAGUAAACUCAACACAGUAAAGCAUCUACAGCCCACUUCCAAUCAUUCCUCUUCUCACUAGCUAUGGCACUUUGAAAACAAAAGAAACAAUUUCCUUUUUUUAAUGUAAUUUUGGGGGGAAUGUUUGUUUUGUUAGUCCUGUGUAAAAGAGGUUCUGUAACCCCAAAUAUCUUUUUUAUAGGUACCGGUUACAGAUUGCUACAUUAGAUUUUAUUUGCUCUUGCUUGCACCCAAAGACAUUCUAAAAAAUAAAUUAACAAAUUUCAACACUA
Messenger RNA from Hippocampus zosterae (dwarf seahorse), 7703 nucleotides. It is a transcript of the gene trpm6, whose product is annotated as transient receptor potential cation channel, subfamily M, member 6. The coding region runs from base 657 to 6605 and encodes 1982 amino acids. Gene Ontology annotation, molecular function: protein serine/threonine kinase activity; ATP binding; monoatomic cation channel activity. Gene Ontology annotation, biological process: protein tetramerization; monoatomic cation transmembrane transport; protein phosphorylation. The transcript is spliced from 39 exons. The record is from RefSeq and is a predicted model, not a curated record. Lineage: Eukaryota; Metazoa; Chordata; Actinopteri; Syngnathiformes; Syngnathidae. Gene Ontology annotation, cellular component: apical plasma membrane.